Messenger RNA from Schistocerca gregaria, 1336 nucleotides. RefSeq names its product ATP-dependent (S)-NAD(P)H-hydrate dehydratase-like. NCBI's taxonomy places the organism in Eukaryota, Metazoa, Arthropoda, Insecta, Orthoptera, Acrididae. Gene Ontology annotation, biological process: metabolite repair. The transcript is spliced from 3 exons. The record is from RefSeq and is a predicted model, not a curated record. Gene Ontology annotation, molecular function: ATP-dependent NAD(P)H-hydrate dehydratase activity. The coding region runs from base 80 to 1279 and encodes 399 amino acids.
UAUUCUUGGCUCAAGUUGGGCUUCAUAUUAUUGUAGCCUGCAAAAGCCCCGAUAUAUUUGCUGCGCGUUCCUUGCGACGAUGAGUUCUCAGCUGUCACAGGAGUUUUUGUCGUCCCAGUUUCGGGCGUGUGUGCCUAGACUUUCUGGGAAAUAUCACAAGGGCCAAUUUGGAAGAAUCGCGGUGGUGGGAGGAAGCUUAGAGUACUCGGGGGCGCCGCACUUCGCAGCAACGGCUGGAGCGAGAGCGGGAGCAGACGUUGCGUACAUUGUGUGCUGCAAGAGCGCGGCAACUUCGAUCAAGUCCUUCAAUCCAGAGAGCAUUGUGUUGCCUUUUCUGAUGACGAGCGAGGAGGCCAAGGAGAGCUUCGGACUGAAGUUUGGUCAGGAGCUCGAGCACGACCAGGUGGCGGCGGCGCACAGGGAGGUUUGCAAGAACGUGGACAACUGGAUGAAAUCGUUUCACUCUCUGGUGGUGGGGCCGGGGUUAGGGAGGGACGCACUGGUACAGGCGUGCGCGAGGGACGUGAUUCAGAAGGCGCGCCAAGCGAACAUUCCGGUGGUGAUAGACGGCGAUGGGAUUGUGGCGAUCGAGUCGAGCUUGGAGACGAUUAAGAACUAUCGCCGGGUGAUCUUGACGCCGAACGCAGUGGAGUACAUCCGCUUGUGCAAGGCGGUGCUGGGGAUAGAGGUGGACAAAAACGGCCUUCCGAAGGCGUGCGAGAACGACGAGGAUAGGCGGAAGAAGGAUUCUAGUAGGCAUUCAGAAGGGGGGGGGAGCGGAGGUGCGCGAUGUGACGGCGGCGACUCGAAGAGCGAGGAGGAGAUCAUAUCGGACACGGUGAAGAGGCUAGCGAAAGCGUUGGGCCACGUCACAAUUCUGAAGAAGGGCUCGGUGGACACGAUAUCAGACGGGUUUCUGGUCGUUCAGUGCACAGAGAGCGGCGGGUUGAGGCGAUGGGGGGGACAGGGAGACAUUUUGUCGGGGAUAGCUGCGACUUUCAUGGGGUGGAACUGUGGCGCCAUUUCCACAUAUGGGUUGGUGGAGAAGGUGAAGGAGCAGGAGGGACAUCCGAAGUUGGCAUCAAAGUCUGUGUUGGCGGCGUGGGGGGCGGCGACUCUGACGAGGUCGUGCGCGAGGAGGGCGUUUUCUGAGUACCACAGAGGGGGGUCUUUAGGGAUGGUGCUGGAACAGGUUGGUUCGUCGUUCUACGAUUUGUUCGAGCACCAGACGAGCAACAUAUCCGAGUUCGAAACACCUUAUUCCGACGAGUAUGUGUAAAGUUGAAUGAUUUUUUUUUUUUCGAAAUUAAAAAAAAAAAAGAGUACAUCAUUGCUG